This is a messenger RNA of Oryzias latipes (Japanese medaka), 3527 nucleotides long. RefSeq lists its product as uncharacterized. Gene Ontology annotation, cellular component: meiotic nuclear membrane microtubule tethering complex; nuclear envelope. The record is from RefSeq and is a predicted model, not a curated record. Lineage: Eukaryota; Metazoa; Chordata; Actinopteri; Beloniformes; Adrianichthyidae. Gene Ontology annotation, molecular function: protein-membrane adaptor activity.
CUGUAGCGAAUAAUUGGCGCCGUCAGCACCAGCUGCGUGUAAGCUAGCAUCCCUGGUGGAAGUGAACCGUGUCCCGUUUUUCCGCAUCGUCGCCGUCGGGGACUGAAAAACUGGACUUUAUGGUCUGCCUGGAUGCUCUUUUGUUCUGUUUUUGUGCUGAAAGUUAGCGAGGGCGCGCGCCCUUUUGUUAGCUGCUAAAAGGAGUCCCGCCGCCGGGAAUUGCUGCAGCUGCAGUCAGAACUUUGAAGUCACGUGAUCUCCGUUUAUUUCAUUUUAAAAUCAACUGGUAAAAACUCAGAAAUAAAGUUUAAUUCAAGCAAACCAUUAACAGAUGUUAAGUUUGGUGUCAUUUUUGCUCUGGACGUCACCCGGUACCUACAGGCAAAGUUCAAAAGUGGAACAUUUGUAAGUAUUUUCCCGCAAAAAAAACCCAACAAACUCUUAUCACGCCCAUUUGAGGAAGCCACCCUAAAGUCAGAGGACGCAGUGUGAUUACGUCAUUCCUGGACGAACGUGGUGGUACUCCUAAGAGCUCCAGAUACUCCUCCUUUCCAAAGGACUCUGAGGGGGAGCUGGCCUCCUUCCCUGGGGGAGUCAUGUCCCGCCGCAGCCUGCCGCUAAACGAAAGUCUUCUUGAUGGCGCUCUCACAAGCGGCCUAAACGUGGGAAGGGGAAGAAGCUGGAGCAGGCUUCAGAGGUCUGCACCUGUUCAGCGUCACUCUGCUUCGUGCUCCGAGUCGCUCCUCCUUGGCUCUCCUCGAAGGCACACACGGCAGCCGGUCCACAACAGCAGCCUCCACAGCAUGGUGACCGACACCUCUCUGAUGUCCUCCCUCCUGGAGGAGUCCUCCAUCCAAGACAGCACCAUGAUCAACACCAUGUGGGGUCUGGACCAGGAUGGGGAUCCCACAGAGAAUUCCAUGUCGGAGGAGACCUGCAGCAGACAGCGGACUCAGCGGUGCAGCAAGCUUUUCUGCAGAGAAUGCAUCUCUCAGCCUGCAGCCAGGCCCUGCCCAACGGCUGCUACUCUACAUCCAGAACCUUCCGCCGUCUGCCAGGACAGAAACCGGGGAAGCUGCACAGGUAACGACUGUAAGAAGAAGCAGCUCUCACAGAUGCUAGCUCCUUCCUCCUACUCACCCUCCUCUUCCAGCUGGUCCUCCCUGGCAGUGUGUGUGUUGGGCCUCGUGUACAACACCGCCGUUCGUUCAGCCCGGGUUCUCCUCCGACUGUCUCUGCAAGCUGCUGCAGCUCUGUGGCCUCUCAUCAUGACCGCCUCCUCUGCUCCUGUCAGAGCUGGAAGCUUUGCAGCUCACCAGUGCAGAGGGCUCUGCAGACGAUGGAGCCAGCUGACCUCCAGGCUCCACCUCACUCAGUUUUCUUUGACACUGUCCUGGGUUCUGCUGCCUCUGCUGCUUCUCCUCAGUCUGGGGUGGUUCUGUUUUGCCAGUUUCCACUUACUCCUCACAUCUGUGAACAUCUCGGCGUGGACGACGGCGGUGUCAAACACCCAGGAUUCGUCCCUCUCCAACAGCUUCUUUGCCUCUCAGAGCUGGUCAGCAGGAGACGCCUGUGAGGAGCCGAAGGAGGCUGAAGAGGAGCAGCUGCUAGAAGGACCUGCAGAAAGUCCGGCUCAGAAGCUGUCUGACGCUGAGCGGCUCCUCCAUGUGGAGCAGAGCCUGGCCGCUGUGUGGAAGCUGGUGGAAGCCAAAGGCCAGCGGGCAGACCAGCUACAAAGCAAGGUUAGCUGGUACCACUCCCAGCUGCAGCAGCAACCCCCCUCCCAGAGAGAGGUUGAGCUCCGGCUCAAACGGCGGCUGGACCGGGAGCUGAUGCAGCUGCACAGGAAGCUGAAUGAAGAGCGAGAGCUGAGGAAGCAGCAGAAUCGCCUACAGCAGCAGAAGCACACGUCCCGUCUGGACCAGCUGGAGCAGCAGCUGCAGACGCUGGCCUACCAAAUCCAGGAGCUGCAGGCUACACUAGAAACUUCCACCAGAAACCCACCCUCUGCUGCUGUCAGUCUAGGGGGCUCGUCCUUCCAUGAUGCCUUAUUUGCCAAGGUUUCUCAGUUGGAGGUGGCUGUAGGGGACAUUUUCCGGGACAUGGCACAUGUGUCCAAACGUUGGGAUGGCUGCCAACAGCUGGACAAGAUCCAGCAGAUGAUUUCAAAGCAGGUUUCUAAGCUGGUUGGAGAGGAGGUCCGGGCUCUGGUUUCUGGUAACCAGCUGACGUAUAGGGGCGAUGCUGUGACCCUCCCAGAGGUGCUGCUCACGUGGUUGUCCCAGCAGUUUGUCAGCAGCACCCAUCUUGAAGCGGCGCUGCUGUCUCUGGAGCUCAGCAUUCUGCAGAACGUCAGCCUGCAGCUGCAGCAGUUUGAGGAGAUGGUGGGCGGAGCUGCUCCUCCGGGUGGAGGACGCCCUGUGACCAAGGAGGAUGUCCAGGUGAUGCUGACAGACGCUCUGCGACAGUUUUCCGAGGAUCGGACCGGCAUGGCAGACUACGCUUUAGAAUCUGCAGGGGGCAGCAUCCUGAGCACCCGCUGCUCAGAGACGUAUGAGACCAGAGCGGCUCUGCUCAGCAUGUUCGGUGUGCCGCUCUGGUACUUCUCUCAGUCUCCUCGUACUGUCAUCCAGCCUGAUGUUCAUCCUGGAAACUGCUGGGCUUUCAGAGGCUCCACGGGCUUCCUGGUGAUCCGGCUUUCUAUGAGCAUUCUUCCCACUGCCUUCACGCUGGAGCACAUCCCCAAAGCUCUGACGCCCGGUGGGAUGCUGCUCAGCGCCCCCCGACACUUCAGUGUUUAUGGGCUGACGGCGGAGAAUCAGGAGCACGGUCGGCUGCUUGGCACCUUCACCUACAGGGAGGAUGGAGAAGCUUUGCAGACGUUCCUCGUUACAGAGGAGAACAAAGAGUUCUUCCAAAUCAUUGAGGUCCAGGUUUUGUCUAACUGGGGCCAUCCGGACUACACCUGCAUGUACCGCUUCAGAGUGCAUGGGACCCCCACCAAGGAGCCAGGACUCCACUGACAGCAGCCGAGUUGUUGCAGCAGGAAAACGGUCUUUUUGUUCAGGUUUGCCUUCAGGUUAGGCUUUGUUCUGUCAAGAGCUGCUAAGGAACACGAGCAGCAGAAAGAUGUCAUGGAAGGUUUUUAUCGUUGUGCCUCUGCCUCAUUCAGUUUGGGUCUUUUCAGAAUAAAAGCGUCUCAUACUUUUGGCACAGAGGCCAAGCAAGAACACACAGGAAUUAAACAUUUUUUAAAUUUUGCAAAAAAAACCCUGAACGUUGUAAAUAUUCUUUUGUUUAAAAAUGUUCAAAAAUCUAAUAAAUCUAAUGACCUCUGGUUAAAUAAAUGUUUCUGUUUCUAAAAGCUUCCUGUUCUCAGGUUCUUGUCCGUGUUAAUAUUUUUGUUAAAUAAUUGGUGGAAAUACUUUUGUAUGUGACCUUAGGUGUCUGUUCUAUUCAAGAUGUCAGAUUGCAGUGUAGAAUGUCCAUUGAACUUUUCAAAAUACAAAUUAAAGUGUUCAAUUUCC